Cucurbita pepo subsp. pepo (vegetable marrow) is the source of this 2066-nucleotide messenger RNA. RefSeq lists its product as uncharacterized. NCBI's taxonomy places the organism in Eukaryota, Viridiplantae, Streptophyta, Magnoliopsida, Cucurbitales, Cucurbitaceae. The record is from RefSeq and is a predicted model, not a curated record.
CGCGCCACCAUGGACCAUACGACAGAGCAGAGCUACCGCAUUCAAAUUUCAUAUAAUUUCGAUCUCUCCGCCAAAUCACGCCACUGAGCUCUUCUCUCUCUCUCUCUCGAAGCAUGUUUUUCCUCAACAAAGACCUCCAAUGGAGUUCUCUUUGACUGCUUAAAAUGGCGGAGUUUUAGAUUUCUAAAUCUUCAACUGUUUGUUUGAUUCGGAUUAGAAAUGGCGUCGUCUGCUUUCAAAUCGACGACCAAACGGACGCCGAUCGGAGCAUCGGUUGCUUCAAAUGAUGACUCCGCUUCAACCAAUCGGAGCUCGAUUCACCGCCGCUCUCGAAGUCUGAGCCGAUUUUCCCACCCUCUGCCAUCGUCUCCCGCCGAUAAGGGAUUCGACGAGGGUUCAGCUCGGCAAGGUAGGUUUGUAAACACGUCAUCGAGAGGCUCGGGAUUCCCUGAGAUCAGUCUCGAUGACUUAGCAGUCGAAUUCUUCGGUUCUGGUGAUCGAGGGCGGUCCGCUGCGCGGAGCUCCGAGUCGAGUGGUGCUACGAAUGCUGCCGUGGCGUCGAAUAGACGAGGGAGGUCAGUGUCGAGACACAGUUGUGCUAAAGGUAGUGGCGGUAGUAACGAGGGCAAAGGAAGAGCCAGUUAUAGCGUUGGAGGGGGGAAAGUGGUUCCUGAAAGUAAUUCGAGAAGACGGCGCUCUCUCUCGGUGGUUCGCUACCAGAUUAGCGAUUCGGAGAGUGAUAUUGAUCGAUCUCAGAAUUCUGGAAUUCGUGUCAAAGAAAAGAGCUAUGGUAUAGGAAAUAAGCAGAAGCCAAUAUCUCAUAAGGCUGAUGAUUCAAACCGUAGACCAUCAUUGCAAAGAUCUCUUAGCCAGAAUGAUUUUAAGUGCCAUGAUGGCUAUUCAAGCCAGUCUUCAGUUCUAACUGAUGAUGAAGGGAAGGAUACAUACUUCGGUAAUGGUGUAAUGGAGGAGACUAUUCGAUCAAUUUAUGCAAGAAAGGCAAAGCAGCCCAAUGGGGGUGUUGUUGACAAUGGCGGCUUGUAUGAAGCAAUGCGGAAAGAACUUAGACAUGCUGUGGAAGAGAUAAGGGUGGAACUUGAGCAGGAAAUGGUGAACAGAAAUUCGUCUGUUGGAACUUUCAGUGAUGAUUUGCAUUCAAGUGAUUCUGGUAUUUGUCAGCAUACGUCUCCAUUUACUAGAAAUUAUUCAACAAAACAAGAACAGUCUGGGAAGCGCAGAGAUUCAUUGGGUAAGAUGGUGACAGAGGAGCAACGUGGUCAAGAACGUCCAAAGAUGAUUAAAAAUUUGCCUCCUGAUCUGAAAAAUGCUGUUGCAGAGAACCCUUCACGAACCAGAAAGAGGAGCAAGGAUAGAAGUAGGAUGUCAAAACGAUUGAGUGAGGAGGCAGAAAAAUACAUUGAGGACUUCAUUUCCAAUGUCGAAGAUACCGACAUUUCAUCUCUUGAUGGCGAUAGGAGCGACGCCAGUUCAUCUUUAAGGGGGAAAGAAAAACCAAAUUUCAAAAUUCAAGCAGCCAGCAAACAUGUUCCUCCUGGAAUGGAUGGUGUCCUAUUUCCAUGGUUGCAAUGGGAGACCGAUAAUGAUGCCACUCCUUAUCCUCGAAAGAGUAUGAUCGAACCACCUACAACUCCGCAAACUUUUCCAAGGGAUGUUAAUCAGGAUACAAUCAAUGCCCAAGAUCUAUGCAACCAAUCUGCUAGCAGCCAAGGGAGUUGGAGCCCUGGCGUUAACAUUAGCCUUUCUGGGAAAGCUGUUAAAGAUAUAGAAAGUAGAUUCAAAAGACUUGGUAAUUAUCAAAAUCAGUCCUAUUUGGAAUCAAGAGAAUCUCGGUUCGAUAUGGAUGAAUAUUUAAAGCGUCCAAGCAAUGAAGAUUUUCUCCUAGAAAGAUGGAAGCAGCAGCACAGAACCAACUCCAGUGGUCUAUUGCUUUGCCAUCGUCUAUUUUUAUAGUUAUAUACAUUCAAAUGGGAAGAAAAAGCCGAAGAAUCUAGCUACAGGAGAAUCAGGAACAAAGUUAUAGGUCUGUAUCGAUUAAAUAUUUGUUC